Messenger RNA from Trematosphaeria pertusa, 723 nucleotides. RefSeq lists its product as uncharacterized. The record is from RefSeq and is a predicted model, not a curated record. The transcript has a single exon. Lineage: Eukaryota; Fungi; Ascomycota; Dothideomycetes; Pleosporales; Trematosphaeriaceae. Bases 1 to 723 code for a protein of 240 amino acids.
AUGUACCUCUUAGCACUCCGCGCCUUCGCGUCAGACACUUCCAUUCUGAUUCGAAAACGAUUUGCGAUUCUUGGGAGCUUCCUUAGGCUCCAAAUAAAAUGGAAGCUUCUGUCUAUGGGCCAUAUCGAGGCGGGUACGGUCGAUCCACGAACGCAUUCUGAGCGGUGCCUAGCAGACACUGCCCAGAGGUAUGCUUACCGGCCUCUUCGGGAUGGUGACCAAGAGAUUCGUCUUAUCAAGCUGCUUCCCGGAAACCCGGCAGAUGCCCUACGUAUCGAGAUUGUACAUGCACUCCUGGAGAAAGCCCCUAUUUAUGAAGCUCUUUCAUAUGUGUGGGGCUGCCCUCAGCCAUCAUACAGAAUAGACUGUCAUCAGAGGAAGUUAGAGAUUUCAAGAAACUUGUAUGUUGCACUGGUUUAUCUUCGGAAGCGCUUUCACCGACGGACUCUGUGGGUGGACGCUGUGUGCAUCAAUCAAGAGGAUGGUAAAGAGCGGGAACGGCAGGUCAGGCUCAUGGGUGACAUAUACAGCUCAGCCAAUAGGGUGCUGAUCUGGCUCGGAGAAGAAGACGCCGCCAGUGACAAAACGGUCGACUCGAUGACGAUGAUAUCGGGAAAGUUGGCGAAGCUGCUGGGCCGACAUUCUGGAUUAGUACUUCGCCAUGACGGACACCCCUACGAGGAAGAAUCGCGAGCGAUCCUCGAGUUCUUCGAUCGCCCAUAG